Messenger RNA from Penicillium subrubescens, 1005 nucleotides. RefSeq names its product Rab geranylgeranyltransferase subunit beta BET2. Gene Ontology annotation, biological process: protein geranylgeranylation. Bases 1 to 1005 code for a protein of 334 amino acids. The transcript has 5 exons. Gene Ontology annotation, cellular component: Rab-protein geranylgeranyltransferase complex. Gene Ontology annotation, molecular function: Rab geranylgeranyltransferase activity. The record is from RefSeq and is a predicted model, not a curated record. Lineage: Eukaryota; Fungi; Ascomycota; Eurotiomycetes; Eurotiales; Aspergillaceae.
AUGGCGCUGGUAUCAGGCCCUGGCAGAGCUGGAGGCAUCUCGUCAGACCAGGAGUUGCACACCUUGAAACAUGUGGCAUACAUCAAAAACCUGGACACUCGGAAAGAUGAACUCGAAUACUGGCUUACCGAGCACUUGCGUCUGAAUGGUGUCUAUUGGGGACUGACUGCACUUCAUCUCCUUGGACAUCCUGACGCGUUACCCCGCACUGAAACUAUUGACUUCGUGCUUUCUUGCCAGAAGGACAGCGGAGGAUUUGGUGCUGCCCCUGGCCAUGAUGCUCACAUGCUCUACACUGUCUCUGCAGUCCAGAUUCUGGUCACUAUCGAUGCUGUGGAUGAGCUAGAGAAGCGUGGUCUUGGGGGCAAGCAGAAAGUUGGCUCUUUCAUCGCAAGCCUGCAGAACAAACGUGAUGGCUCCUUCAUGGGUGAUCAAUGGGGUGAGACCGAUACGCGUUUCCUGUAUGGUGCCUUCAAUGCCCUAUCCCUCCUGGGUCUACUAGACAUGAUCGACAUCCCCAAAGCUGUCUCUUACAUUCAAAGUUGUGAGAACUUCGAUGGAGCCUACGGUGUGACCCCUGGCGCAGAAUCCCACUCAGGGCAGGUCUUCACCUGUGUUGGAGCUCUAACUAUCGCCGGUCGCCUGGAUCUGGUGAACAAGGAUCGACUCGGGGCCUGGCUGAGUGAACGACAAAUUGACAAAGGUGGUUUCAAUGGGCGUCCUGAGAAACUCCCCGAUGCAUGUUAUGCCUGGUGGGUUGGGUCCAGUUUAGCCAUGAUUGACCGCCUUCAUUGGAUCGAUGGCAAAAAACUUGCAUCAUUUGUUUUGCAAUGCCAGGACCCUGAAGCAGGUGGCUUCGCUGAUCGCCCUGGGAAUAUGGUUGAUGUUUACCAUACACACUUUGGCAUCGCAGGCCUGAGCCUUCUUGGAAUGGAGGGUCUACAAGAAGUUGACCCUAUUUACUGCAUGCCUAAGUCUGUCAUUGCACGAUGCUUUGCAAAGUAA